GUUCAGAGCUUUCAACUGACCCUGCUAUUUUUGUCAAAGGCUUUCUGGCUUUAAAUCCUAGGAUGAUUGAAUUUCCAUGACAGAAGCAAUAUUUUUGUUUCCUUAGAUUAACCUCUCCACCUCUCCUACACCUGCACAGAUAAUAAGCCGUUCACAGACCUCCAACACCACCAGCAGCAGUAUUACCCAGCAGACUAUGUUGCUAGGGAGUACCUCUCCUACCCUGAGUGCAAGCCAGGCUCAGAUGUAUCUCCGAGCACAAAUGCUAAUUUUUACCCCUGCUACCACUGUGGCUGCUGUUCAGUCUGACAUUCCUGUUGUCUCAUCAUCUUCCUCAUCUUCCUGUCAGUCUGCAGCUGCUCAGGUUCAGAACUUGACGUUGCGCAGUCAGAAGUUGGGUGUAUUGUCAAGUUCACAGAACGGUCCACCAAAAAGCAGCAGUCAAACUCAGUCGUUGUCUUUGUGUGCUAACAAACCUGUAACCAGCACCAAGGGCAUCCAACCAGAAUCCUCAGACAGCAGUAGAAAAGGUGAUAGCCCAGCGCCGGAGUGUCGGAGUACACCAGUCACACGGACAUCGAGCAUACAUCAGUUAAUAGCACCAGCUUCAUAUUCUCCAUUACAACCCCAUUCUCUAGUAAAACAUCAGCAGAUCCCACUUCACUCACCACCUUCCAAAAUUUCCCAUCAUCAGCUGAUACUGCAGCAGCAGCAGCAAGUCCAGCCGAUCGCACUUCAGGCUCCUUCUGGCCAGGAGCCCCCUCCAUCACAGCACUGUCUACCACUCCCAAACCAUAGUCUUCCUCCAGCUCCUGUCAGUGUGCAGCCUCACUGCUCACCUAUUCACAUCCAUCCUCCACCUCUAACACUAUCUCCCACUCCAUCCCAGUCAGCUCAGCAGUCAGUAGUGGUAUCUCCUCCACCUUCUCACUCCCCUAGUCAGUCACCCACAAUAAUUAUUCAUCCUCAAGCACUUAUCCAGUCACAGGCAAACUCCCUUGUGCCAGCAGCUCUUCAGGCAGAGCAGUCUGCCCCUCAGCAAGCUACUACCAGUCCAGUGCGACCAGUUGCACAGCCACUUAAUCUUCCGUCGCACCUCCCACUUCCACCUUCCCCUGCUGUACACAUAGGAUCAGUGGAUCAGCCCAGCUUGGUUUCCCCAGGCCAGCAGAUAGUGUCCUCCACACCGCACCAGCAAUAUUCAGCCUUGCAGUCCACACCUAUCCCUCUUGCAGCUCCUCCACAGCUGUCAACAUCUUCAACCCAGAUACAACAACUGCCGUUGCAAUCUGUACAGUCUUUACAAGUGCAGCCUGAAAUUCUAUCUCAGGGCCAAGUUUUGGUUCAAAACACUUUGGUUUCUGAGGAAGAACUUCCUGCUGCAGAAGCUUUGGUCCAGCUGCCAUUUCAAACUCUUCCACCACCACAGACUGUUGCAGUAAAUCUUCAAGUUCAGCCAUCAGUACCAAUUGAAACUCCAGUGAUUUACCAAGUGGAGAAUGUAUGUGAAGAAGAGAUGCCUGAAGAGUCUGAUUGUGUCAAUAUGGUUAGAACACCUACGCCACCGACCUUGUCUCCUCCAGCAGUAACCUUGGGGAAUGGAGAUGCACUUAAUUCAGAAGAGCCUUUGUCGGAGCACGCAGGACUACCUUCAGUGGCAUCAUCAGUCAGUGCCUCAGUAAUUAAAUCUCCAUCUGAUCCUUUGCAUGCCUCUAUCCCGCCACCACCUCUUCUGCUUCCAGCUGCAACAACGAGGAGUAGCAGCACGUCAAUGCCCAAUAGCAUUCCUAGUCUAGAAAACAAACCUCCACAGGCUAUUGUUAAACCACAGAUCCUGACUCAUGUUAUUGAAGGCUUUGUGAUUCAGGAGGGGUUGGAACCAUUUCCUGUAAGUCGUUCAUCUUUGCUGGUAGAACAGCCUGCAGAAAAAAGAUUGCUAGUGGAGGGUCAAAUCAUGAGUGUUAUGUGUGUUGAAUCAGACUUGCAGAAUACAAAACAUGCAGACAACUCAUCGGACACAGAGAUAGAGGAUAUGAUUGCAGAAGAGGGCCUGGAUGAAAUUGAAAAUGAACUCCUGAAGUGUGAAUUUUGUGGAAAAAUGGGAUAUCCUAACAAGUUUCUACGAUCAAAACGAUUCUGUUCUACAUCCUGUGCUAAAAGGCACAGCCUUAGUUGCACUAAGAAAUUUGGGCUGUUUGCAUCAGACAAGACCAGUCGUUGGAAUCGGAAGUCAGAUAGCCAAAGUCUUGGGCGACGCGGGCGUCGACCGAGUGGCCCUGAUGGGGCACCACGAGAUCAUUUUCUUAGACAGCUUCCAAUUACCUAUCCGUCUGCAGAGGAAGAUAUGGCUUCUCAUGAAGAUGCUGUUCCAACUGCGAUGACCACCCGUCUGAGAAGACAGAGUGAGAGAGAGAGAGAACGUGAACUAAGGGAGCUAAGAAUUAGGAAAAUGCCAGACAGCAUUAACUUGUUACCAGUGGUGCAGUCAGACCCUUCGGUAUGGACUGUUGAUGAAGUUUGGGCCUUUAUACAUUCUUUGCCUGCACAAAUCCCGUGUUGAUAGAACUAGUCCCACUUCUGCUGUUGCACCCCAGCUGAUGGAGACAGACUAGAGGUGUUCUUCCCUUCAGUCUGAUUUUUCUCAAGAGGUCAGUAGAGAGAUCAGACAUGCUUCUUCCCCUUUAUGUUUAUUUCUUCACUUCCCUCCUUACUGCUUAUUCAGAAGAAGCAAGAAGGAAGACCUGUGAAAAAUUUGAAAGGCUUAUCGUGAUACAAAUCACUACAAAGGAAUAACCAGGUUUCUUCGAUAAAGCUUAAUUUUGUUUUGUUUUGCUGAAAUGGAGAAUCCCUAUAUAGGUUAUAUACUCUUAUGAUAAAAGACAAAAAAAGUAGUAUCUGAGUCUCAGAAAAACAUCUUGUUUCUCCUUAUUUACACACGUCCUUAGCUCAGUAUUCAUGCUUGUCUUUUUAUCAUCUUCAGGUUAUUUGGCAUUUGUUUGUUUAUCAUUUCCUGAUUAUCAUAAGCUUUGAAGUUUUACACCCCAGCCUUUCCCAGGAAUGCCAUUCCAUCUGAUCAGAUAUUGUAACCCUUCCAGAAGACAAGACAGGUCUCCAUAAUAACAGUCAUCUGAGAAUCUUUGUUGUUUACCCAUAUAACUCGCAUGUCUAAACAUUGAAACCUAGCUUAGACUUCUUCCUAAUUUUCUACUAUUUUCUGGAAUGUUGAACCAUUUUGCUGUGUAUCCAUUAGGCUAAUAACCUGAAAGAAGUGUACCCUUAUUUGCUGAAACACAUGCAUGUGUAUGGCCAGCUAAUUUUUUUUAACAUAGGUCACACAAAAAAUUGAAUUAGAGAUGUUUUAAAUCAACCUUUCUUCUGAUGGUUUAUAAAUUAUAGUUAAGGUAUGUUAUCUGCAUCUGGGAACUUUUGUGAUGUCUGAGAAACAAGUGAAGUUCCUUAGGUUUAAGGCAAUGUAUUUCUGUGUUUUACUGGUGUUACUGGAAUAUGACGACAUUGCUGCUGUCUGUAUUUUACUGGUUUUAUACUAUGGAAACUCCAGUUAACUCCAGAACCCCCUGAUCCCAGGUUCUACAAAAGAAUAAAGGAUUGUUUGUGUCUUAAAAAUGUAACACGUUAUAAACACAAUUCAUUUGCAAGCAUGAAAACAAAAAUAUUAUCCUUAAAAUGUGGUUUCUAUUUUGAAACAAUUACUUAUAGAAUGUUUUGUCAACUGCUGAAUAUUUUCUAUUUGUUUUGCAAAUGAGUUAAUCAUUGAAUUUCAACACUUGAUUUUUUUAUGUACACAAUGAAAAAUUAUUAGUUACUAAUUUCUAUCCACAUUAAGACCAAGUUCCUCUUUAGAAAAAAAAAUUAAAAUAUUCACAGCCUGUCAGAAUUUUUCUGUUGCAUAGCUACAUUUGUAUUUUGGCACUUGGGAGUUUUAUUCUGUCAGCUUCUCUAUUUCAGAAAUGUUAGGGACAUCCAUUUUAAUUUCCUGCUUGUUUUCAGUCUGUAAGCUGAGUUCGAGCUGUAGCAUCAAGUGUCCUCAUCAGAAUUCUGAAUGCCUCUGGAGUCUUGGAAGAAUGUAGAUAGCAGGGCGGUUCUACUGUUACGUCCUCUCCGUGAAAGGGCCAGCAGCAGUCUAAGCCCCAGCAGAGCAGCUCCUUCCUUCUUUCUGUAGUUGCAAGGUUAAUGUUCUCUUCCAUGUCUCCCCUUUCUUAAGUAACUGCACAACUAAUUGCAAAAACAGCCAGGUCUGAUUGGAGGGGAUACUGAAGUCCAUUCAACUUCCAUCUUUUGUUUUUCCAAAGUGACUUUGAGGAAAGGUUGUGGGUUUUUAAAGAAAAGCAAGUGCAUAAAGCAAGUCCUGUUUAAAAAGAAAAACAAGGCCUCAAAAACGAAUGUUCUGUCUUUUAGGACGAUUUUUGUUUCUAAAUAUAAACGCUUCUCUUGUAAGUGGUGUGCCCUGACAAUCACCGUGCUCUAGUCUCAUGUUAGACAAACCACAAUACCUAUCACAGGAAAUACUUGGCCUACACAGGCUUUGUGAAUUGUCAGCAAACCUUUAUAAUGUUUGCUCUUGUCUGGGGUGAAAAAGUUCUUCCAAAAAAUGCUGAAGAAAAACCCCAAAAAACAACAAAGAAGAAAACCAAAAUGCCUUUGUUGAGAAAUAACUGAAAAAAGGAAUGGAAAGUGGAGCCUAAACUAAAAUCUAUGAAAGGCUUGAGACGUGUGGAAGAACCAUUGGACUGAGAAACAUGAAGGUACUGAAACCAGGAAAUGUGUGGCUGUGGCGAGUGAAGCUUCAAAUAAAGAAUGGAUGAUGAGUGCUCUUACUGACAUUUAGAUGUUUGCCUGUUUAACAGAGGUGCAGAAAAGGCAGCUCUUGAGCAACUUUUUGUUUCCAUGGUGUUGUUCAAUGGAAAGGAGCCUUCAGCUCAUUUGAGCAGUCCAGUCCAGCUCCAUUUAUUGUGUUGUAGGCCUCAGUAGUCUGAGCCCAGGUUAUUUUGUGUCCAGAAGGAGUUUACCAUUUAAAGAAAAAAUCCAACCAACUUAAAAGUUGUGCUUGAUGACAAAUGAACUAUUGAUAAAUGUGCUAGUGAGAUAGUUGUGCUAAAGCCUGCAAAUCAAAACUGUUUGUUUAUCUUAAUGGAGUUAGCAUCUUUUGGAAAAUGUAGGUAAGUGAAUUUUCUCUUUGAGAUGUAGCUAACAGUAGAAUAAGCUCAUCUUUUUAUUGUUUGAACAAAUCCAUGUGAAUGGUGGCUGUUUUUGUGAUAUCAUCUGUUUCUUCUGAUUGCAAGACCAUGGGAACUGUUUUCUUAAUGAAAUGAGAAAAUUGUCUGUGCUAGGACUUGAACUUUCCAGUAAGUAAUUCAUAAGUAGUUAUGGUGUAAUUAGAUACUGUAGUAAGUAUGACUUUCGUAUUAUCUUAGAAGUUCUCGUUGUUAUGGAACUCCUUCAUAUACUGUGGGUCCCACAAGGUAAAGAGGUAAGCUCUGGGAAUUGUGUAUCUGUAAAGCUCAAGUAUGGACAGUCACCUUUGUCUAGGAAUGCACAUUUCUAACCCAGCAAUUCUUUUUCUGUUCC
Molecule: messenger RNA, 5586 nt
Organism: Meleagris gallopavo (turkey)
Lineage: Eukaryota; Metazoa; Chordata; Aves; Galliformes; Phasianidae
Source: RefSeq, a predicted model, not a curated record